Cuscuta europaea is the source of this 475-nucleotide messenger RNA. Lineage: Eukaryota; Viridiplantae; Streptophyta; Magnoliopsida; Solanales; Convolvulaceae. The record is from the annotation of a GenBank genome assembly.
CGUGGACUUCAAAAGCUAAACAAAGAUAUUCCAAUUAUCUCAGUAAUAUGAGAACAGGAAGGUGUGAGAGGAAUUCAUCAAUCACUCAAGAAGUUUGGGACAGUUGGAUGAGUAUGUGGAGUAGUGAAGAAUAUCAGAAGAAAUCUAACCAAAGCAAAAAAAAUAGGCGUCAAGGUGAAUUAGAGAAGCCUGCCCCCUCUACUCAUACUAGUGGGGCCAUAUCUCAUGCCAAAGUUGCUAGUGAAAUUGAAAAGAACUCCCAAACUACAGUGACAAGUUAUCAGGUUUUUGUGUAUACACAUACAAAGAAUCACGAUGGAGAGACUUUUAUAAAUGAUCAGGCUAAAGAAGUGAAUGUAAGUAUUUUUGAAAUUUUAUUAAUUUUUUAAAUAAUUUGCGAUGCUCUUAUAUUAAUUCAAUAAAAUAUUAUAGGAGGAAUUUGUUUCACGUCGUGAGGAGCUAAUUGAUAUUGGUG